UCACGGGGCCAGUUUCCUAGGAUUGCUGCGGGAGUCGGAGGCAGCAGGGCGGGGAGAGUGUGGCCCAGGCUACCGGAGCGGACACCUAUCAUCUGGAGACAACCGGCACGGCUGGGUUUGGGACGUGCGCUUCACUUCCUUUCUUUCUUUUGGGGAUUUAAAAAAAAAAAAAAAACAGAAACAAAGAUAAUUUCCAUAAAACAGGCCACGGGAGUUCACGCACAAACGAGAGUGCUCAGAGCGGUGCGAUGGAGGACGGGAAGCCGGUGUGGGCGCCCCACCCAGCGGACGGGUUCCAGCUGGGAACUAUAGUGGACAUCGGGUCCGACAGCCUCACCAUCGAACCUCUCAAACAGAAAGGAAAGACAUUUUUGGCUGCUAUCAACCAAGUCUUCCCCGCUGAGGAUGACGUCAACAAACAUGUGGAGGACAACUGUUCUCUGAUGUACUUGAACGAAGCCACGCUGCUCAACAACGUUCGCGUGAGAUACAGCAAAGACAAGAUUUAUACGUUUGUAGCCAACAUCCUGAUCGCGGUGAACCCGUACUAUGACAUCCCAAAGCUUUACUCGCCAGAGACCAUCAGCCAGUACCGGGGCCGCUCGCUGGGCACGCUGCCGCCGCACGUCUACGCCAUCGGUGAGUCAGCACAAAACGGACAUGAAGUGCUAAAGAUGAGCCAGUCCAUCAUCGUCUCGGGGGAGUCCGGAGCCGGGAAGACCGAAAACACCAAGUUUGUGCUCAAAUACUUGACAACCUCAUACGGAACAGGUCAGGACAUUGACGAGAGAAUAGUGGAAGCGAACCCGUUGCUGGAGGCUUUCGGAAACGCAAAAACCGUCCGGAACAACAACAGCAGUCGCUUCGGAAAGUUUGUGGAAAUCCACUUUAAUGAGAAGAAUGCCGUGGUGGGCGGCUUCGUGUCGCACUACCUGCUGGAGAAGUCGAGGAUCUGCCGACAGAGCAAAGAGGAGAGGAACUACCACAUCUUCUACCGGCUGUGUGCCGGAGCCACCGAGGACAUCCGGCAGAAGUUUCACCUCAGCUCCCCGGACACGUUCAGGUACCUGAACCGAGGAUGCACUCGCUACUUUGCCUCCAAAGAUACAGACAAACAGAUCCUGCAGAAUCGCAAGAGCACAGAGCACACCAAGUCGGGCCCUCUGAAGGACCCGCUGCUGGACGACCAGGGCGACUUCAACCGGAUGUCCGUGGCCAUGAAGAAGAUCGGCCUGGACGACACGGAGAAGCUGGACCUUUUCCGAGUGGUGGCCGGCGUGCUGCACCUCGGCAACAUCGACUUCGAGGAGGCCGGGAGCACUUCAGGGGGCUGCGCCAUCAAGAACCAGUCGAGUCAGACGCUGGAGCACUGUGCCGAGCUGCUGGGCCUGGAGGAGGAAGACCUGAGAGUCAGCCUCACCUCCAGGGUCAUGCUCACGUCAGCAGGGGGCGCCAAAGGAACGGUCAUCAAGGUGCCACUCAAAGUGGAGCAGGCUAACAACGCUCGGGACGCCCUGGCGAAGGCCGUGUACAGCCGCCUCUUCGACCAUGUGGUGACCAGAGUCAACCAGUGCUUCCCCUUCGACUCCUCCGCCAACUUCAUCGGCGUCCUGGACAUCGCUGGCUUCGAGUACUUCGAACACAACAGCUUCGAGCAGUUCUGCAUCAACUACUGUAACGAGAAACUGCAGCAGUUCUUCAAUGAGCGGAUACUGAAAGAGGAGCAAGAGCUGUACCAGAGGGAGGGGCUCGGAGUCAACGAGGUCCACUAUGUUGACAAUCAGGACUGCAUAGACCUGGUGGAGGCGAAGGUGCUCGGCAUCCUCGACAUCCUGGACGAAGAAAACCGACUACCUCAACCCAGCGACCAGCACUUCACCGACACCGUUCACAACAAACACAAGGACCACUUCCGCCUCACCGUUCCCAGGAAGUCUAAGCUGGCGGUCCACAGGAACGUGAGGGAUGAUGAAGGAUUUAUUAUCAGACACUUUGCAGGAGCCGUGUGCUAUGAAACGACCAAGUUUGUGGAGAAGAACAACGACGCGCUGCACAUGUCUCUGGAGAGUCUGGUCAGUGAGUCCAAGGACCACUUCGUCCGCGAGCUCUUCGAAACCUCCAGCAACAGCAAAGACAUGAAGCAGAAGGCGGGAAAACUGGGCUUCAUCAGUGUCGGCAACAAGUUUAAGACCCAGCUGAAUAUUCUCCUGGAGAAGCUCCGCAGCACGGGCUCCAGUUUCAUCCGCUGCAUUAAGCCAAACCUGAAGAUGAUCAGCCACCAGUUUGAAGGCGCUCAGAUUCUCUCCCAGCUGCAGUGCUCCGGUAUGGUGUCAGUGCUGGACCUGAUGCAGGGCGGCUUCCCGUCCAGGGCUCCCUUCCACGAACUCUACAACAUGUACCAGCAGUAUAUGCCGCCCAAACUCACCCGCCUUGACCCGCGCCUCUUCUGCAAGGCUUUAUUCAAAGCUCUGGGGCUGAAUGAGAAUGACUACAAGUUCGGACUGACCAGAGUGUUUUUCCGGCCUGGGAAGUUCAAAGAGUUUGACCAGAUCAUGAAAUCGGACCCGGACCACCUGGCAGAGCUGGUGAAGAAGGUCAACAAGUGGCUCAUCCACAGCCGCUGGAAGAAGGUCCAGUGGUGCGCUCUGUCCGUCAUCAAACUGAAGAACAAGAUCUUGUACCGGACCAGGGCCUGCAUCCAGAUGCAGAAGACGGUUCGGAUGUGGCUCUGCAGGAAGAAGCACAAGCCUCGGUGUCACGGCUUGGGAAGGUGCGACCUAAAGAUGAGGUGGACCCUUCCCGGGUGGGGGCCCGGGGCGAAGAGGGAAACAGGAGAUGAGCAAGCAGACCCAAUCAGCACCAUGAUGACCCGCAUCGAGAUAGACCACGAGUACCGGGCGCUGGUGACUCGGUCGGAGCAGCUGCUGACCGCCAUGCAGAACAAGAAGAAGGAGGAGGAGGAGAGAGAGAGGCUGCGGCGCAUCCAGGAGGAGAUGGAGAGAGAGAAGAAGAGGAGGGAGGAGGAGGAGCAGCGCCGUCUGCAGGAGGAGGACGAAAGGCGGCUGAAAGCAGAGAUGGAGCUGAAGAGGAAGCAUGAUGAGGAGGAGAGGAAGAAGAGGGAGGAGGAGGAGAGGAUGAUGCAGGUGGAGAUGGAGCUGCAGCUGCAGGCGGAGCGGGAGCAGGAGGCGUCCCGGCAGACCAUCCUGGAGCAGGAGAGGCGGGACCGGGAGCUGGCGCUCAGGAUCGCUCAGAGUGAGUCGGAGCUCAUCCCUGAGGAGGGUCAGAUCGACGCGGGCCUACGCAGUAAUGGCUCCUCAGUUCCAUCAUCCCCAGAGAGAGCAGCCACGGCGGGAACCACAGUACUCAAGAGCUUGACCAUGGAAGAAAUGGCGAAGGAAAUGACUGAACUUCUGUCUAGAGGUCCACAGGUUCAGGCCUCCAAGGCCGCUGCCGGCGCCAAGAAGUACGAGCUGAGCAAGUGGAAGUACGCUGAGCUGCGGGACGCCAUCAAUACCUCAUGUGACAUCGAGCUGCUGGCCGCCUGCAGAGAGGAGUUCCACCGCCGGCUCAAAGUUUACCACGCCUGGAAGUCAAAGAACAAGAAGAGGAACACUGAGACGGAGCCGCAGCGAGCGCCGAAAUCUGUCACCGACUACGAUCAUGCACCUCCUGUGACAAAAGCAUCGCAGCAGAACCCGGCCCCGCCCAUCCCGGCCCGGCAGUAUGAGGUGGCCAUGAACCGGCAGCAGCGCUACUUCCGCAUCCCGUUCAUCCGGCCGGGCGAUCAGUACAAAGACCCCCAGAACAAGAAGAAGGGCUGGUGGUACGCGCACUUCGACGGGCCCUGGAUCGCCCGGCAGAUGGAGCUGCAUCCCGAUAAACAUCCCAUCGUUCUGGUGGCAGGAAAGGACGACAUGGAGAUGUGCGAGCUGAGUCUGGAGGAGACGGGCCUGUCGAGGAAGAGGGGCGCCGAGAUCCUCCCCCGGCAGUUCGAGGAGAUCUGGGAGCGCUGCGGCGGGGUCCAGUACCUCCGCAGCGCCAUCGAGAGCCGGCAGGCUCGCCCCACCUACGCCACGGCCAUGCUGCAGAGCAUGUUCAAGUAGACGGAGCCCAGGAGGAAGAGGGGGGGGGGGGGGUCCGCAUUGCAUCGCAAACAAAGGGACAAACGCACCAGCUACCUACAGUCACACAGACGGCAUCGGAGCGUGCUGCACCAGGUUCUGAACUGCGGGGCAUUCACGCAAACAGCGAUUCGUCUCAACUGUCUUUUUGUUUCUCUUCUGUUGUCGUUUGUCUGUUAUUUAGUUUGUGCCGGCUUUCGGUUCCUCGAAGAAGAAAGGGGGGAGGGAAGCGAGGGCAGGGAGGUUUUGCAUUGAACCCUAUGCAGAAAAAUCAUAGUAAAUUAUCUGGUUGUUUUCCAAUGAAUUCCGUUCUCUAACAUUUUUGCAAGUCUAACUCCGAGGCCUUAAUACUACUUUAACAGGGUUCAAAAUGCCACAAGUAGGACUUUUUGUUUUGUUUUAAAGCUGCCUCCCCAAACGAGAAAACUUAAUUCCUCUGUAAUUAUGCAUUCCUGAUUAUUACACUGAAGUCUUACUGGUGUGUCGCUCCCAUCGUAACAGCUAGCUGUUUAUAUACGUGGUCUUCAUGUGGUUCUUACAGGGCGAGAAACACUUGCACAACGGGCGCUCACCGUGACGCAGCGCUGCACGAGUGACUGCUCUCAGAAUGAAGUCAAAUAUUUGCUAAUACUUUAUUUUUUUUAUUUUUACCGUUUGUCUUUCCAACCGAAUGUAACUCAAGACCUUGUUGAUUUGUUCAUGUAGUGAUUCCUCUUUUCUUCUCAGUGUGUGUGUGAUUAAAUGUGUAAAAGCUAAUCAGAAAGAGGUCCAAAAGAUCGUUUGACAAACAUCACUCCGAACUUUAAGCCCUUGUUGGGUUUCGGUAAUUCAGCUCCGUGAUUAUUUUUUCAUCUUCGUUUUAUUAAGCAAAGCAGGAAAGUGUGAAAUUAUUAUGCAACUCCACGCGGGCUGUUUCAGACCAGAUCAGUGCUGUAAAAUAAAUAUCCCCCAUACAUUCUUUAGUCUAAUUUGAUCUUUUUACACGAGGAAACAUCACUUGCCAAUGCAGUGAUUCCCAAGGCAGUUUCACGUUUUUCAUUAUCCUGAAAACAUAUUAUCAUGAUUCCAGAAAUGUUUGAAAGAAAUCUCACAUCAGAUUGAAAAGCUAUGGAGCGCGUCAUUAACUCUGUACGAUGCACUGGUACUCAGAUGAACUGGAACAUUCAUUCAAACACUGAACAUUUCAUGUGCAGUCAACUGUGAUAUUCCAACUGGAACGUAAAAGUUUAUUUUUGGGAGAACAGUUUUCUACUCGCGCUCUGGCACAAGAAGCAAUAAAUCACGCAAGCUAAGCUAAGAGGGGAAAAUAGAAACAGGCGUCCUUUGAUGUACA
This is a messenger RNA of Etheostoma spectabile (orangethroat darter), 5454 nucleotides long. It is a transcript of the gene myo6a, whose product is annotated as myosin VIa. The transcript is spliced from 36 exons. The record is from RefSeq and is a predicted model, not a curated record. Gene Ontology annotation, cellular component: ruffle; cytoplasm; actin cytoskeleton. NCBI's taxonomy places the organism in Eukaryota, Metazoa, Chordata, Actinopteri, Perciformes, Percidae. Gene Ontology annotation, biological process: actin filament organization; actin filament-based movement; inner ear auditory receptor cell differentiation. Gene Ontology annotation, molecular function: ATP binding; actin filament binding; microfilament motor activity. The coding region runs from base 249 to 4103 and encodes 1284 amino acids.